AUGGGGAUGCGAGGCCUGCUUCUGGGCUUUGCCACAGUGGCCCUCCUGCUCCAGUUCUGUCACGCCGGCCUGCUGAAGAAGGUCAUCCGGCACCGGCGAGAGACCCUCAGUCCCAGCUCCAGCGAGAACGUGAGCCUGCCGAGUCCCGAGCAGCCCGUGGUCUUCAACCACGUCUACAACAUCAACGUCCCUGCCAGCGCCCUGUGCUCCGUGGACUUGGAGUCCCCCGGAGGAGGAGAGGAAGUCAAGCCCCAGACCGCGGCCCUCUCCGACAUGCACGCCGAGCACACCGUCGACGGCGAGAACCAAAUCGUCUUCACCCACCGCAUCAACAUCCCCAGGCAGGCUUGUGCCUGCGACAACCACCUGCCCGACCUGAAGGACCUCCUGAAGCGGCUGGAGAUGCUGGAGGCGGAAGUCUCCAGCCUGAGGGAGCAGUGCUCCAGCGGAACGAGCUGCUGCGGAGCUCAGGUGACAGGAGAGAUAACAACCAGGCCCUACUGCAGCGGGCAUGGCAACUACAGCACGGAGAUCUGCAGCUGCGUGUGCGAGCCUGGCUGGAGGGGUGUCAACUGCUCGGAGUCCGAGUGCCCCAAUGACUGCCAGGAUCAGGGCCGCUGUGUCGACGGAAGGUGCGAAUGCUUCGAGGGAUACUCCGGCGACGACUGCAGCCUCGAGCUUUGCAGAACGGACUGCGGAGAUUACGGCGAGUGCAUCGAGGGCUCCUGCGUUUGCGAAGAUGGCUUCAUCGGCCUCGACUGCUCCCAGACCAACUGCCCAAGCAACUGUCUGGGCAGGGGCCGCUGUGUCGAGGAUGAGUGCGUGUGCGACGAACCCUGGACCGGCUUCGACUGCUGACUCAUCUGCCCCAACGACUGCUAUGACCGCGGCCGCUGCAACAACGGAACUUGCGAAUGCGAUGAGGGCUUCACUGGCGAGGACUGCGGCGAGCUCACGUGCCUGAACAACUGCAACAACCGGGGCAUGUGUUUGAAUGGUAAGUGCGUAUGCCACGCUGGAUACAGUGGAGAGGACUGUUCCAAGCUCACGUGCCCCGGAGACUGUCACCAGAGGGGCCACUGCUUCAACGGAAGGUGCAUCUGUGAUCCUGGCUUCGAGGGAGAAGACUGCAGAAUCCUUUCCUGCCUCGAUAACUGUAACAACAGAGGCCAGUGUGUCAACGGGGAGUGCUUUUGCGAUGUCGGAUGGGAGGGCUCCGACUGCUCCGACCGUUCUUGCCUAAACAACUGCAUGAACCUCGGCCACUGUGUCAACGGCAAGUGUGUGUGCAAGCAGGGCUACACCGGUGAGGACUGUAGCACCAAGAUGUGCCCCAACAACUGCCACGGCCGCGGGGAAUGUGUGGACGGCAAAUGCAUCUGCCAUGCUGGCUACACAGGCAAAGACUGCAAUGAGCUGACCUGUCCGAAUGACUGUAACAACCGUGGACGCUGUGUGAACGGCCAGUGCAUCUGCAACCGAGGAUUUACCGGAGAAGACUGCACUGAGAAGACGUGCCCGAACAACUGCUUGGACCGUGGGUACUGCGUGGAUGGCAAGUGUGUCUGCUUCGAGGGCUACGCUGGAGCCGACUGCUCUGUGCUCACCUGUCCCGGCGACUGCACUGACCAAGGCCACUGCCUGAAUGGAAUCUGCAUCUGCGACAUGGGAUACACCGGCGACGACUGCUCUCAGAUCACCGCGCCCAAGGACCUGACUGUGGUAGAGGUUGACUCAGAAACCGUGGACGUGUCCUGGAUGAACGAGAUGCUGGUGACGGAGUACCUCGUCACCUACGUGCCCACUGCGCCUGGAGGUCUGGAGUUGGACAUGCGCGUGUCGGGAGACAAAAAGAUGGCCACCAUCCGAGAGCUGGAGCCCGGUAUCGAGUACCUCAUCAGCGUUUACGCCGUCCUCAACAACAAGAUGAGCUUGCCCGUCAGCGCCAGAGUAGCCACACAUCUUCCCCAGCCAGAGGGCUUGAAGUUUAAAUCAGUGAGGGAGACCUCCGUGGAGGUGGAGUGGGACCCCCUCAAUAUCCCCUUCGAUAGCUGGAACCUCAUCUUCAGGAACACGAAAGAGGAGAAUGGAGAGAUCCUGAAUGCGCUGAGCCCGCCCGAGACCACCUUUGAGCAGUCCGGCCUGGGACCGGGCCAGGAGUACGAAGUCAAGCUGCAGGUGGUGAAGAACAACACCCGCGGACCCCCUGCAACCAAAGAACUUCUCACAAAGAUCGACUCCCCCAGCCAGGUUGGCGUGCGCGACGUGACCGACACCUCUGCCCUGCUCACCUGGUUCCAGCCCGUGUCUCAGGUGGACGGCGUGUCCGUCUUCUACGGGCCCAGCCUGGACUCCGACCGCACCACCGUGGAGCUCUCCUCCUCCGACACCCAGCACCACCUGAGCGACCUGCACCCCGACACAGAGUACGAGGUCGGCCUCAUGGCCAAGCGUGGCGAGAUCACCAGCAUGCCCGUCUAUGAGACUUUCCUCACAGAUCUGGACGCCCCGACAGACCUGCAGGUGUUGGAGCAGACGGACGACAGCAUCACCCUGGAGUGGAGGAACAGCCGGGCCAAGGUGCUCACCUACCGGGUGAAGUACGGCCCCCUGUCCGGGGGAGAGCACGGGGAGAGGCUCUUCCCCACCGGGCACCAGGACACCACCCAGGCCAUACUCACGGGCUUGAGGCCGGGAACCGAGUACGGGAUGGGGGUGACCGCAGUCAAGGAUGAACGCGAGAGCUUGCCCACAACAACUAACGCCGUGACUGAUCUCGAUGCUCCGAAGGACCUGGAGGUCAGUGAGGCCACUGAGACCACGCUGCUUCUGGUCUGGAGGAAACCGUCGGCCAAGAUCGACAUCUACAGACUGGUGUUCGUGUCCGCCGACGGCCGACGGGCCGAGGUGGAGGUGCCCGGCGGCGCCAACACCCACACGCUGGUCAACCUCACCCCUGGCAUGAUGUACACCAUCACCUUGGUGGCAGAGAGAGCCAGGAGAAAGAGCGCCCCGGCCACCGUCACCGCCCCCACAGACAUGCAGAAGCCCCAAGUGGGUAGUGUCACUGUCUCCGACGUGUCGUGGGACAGCUUCCUGGUGUCCUGGACUUUGGAACGGGGCGUCUUUGACAGCUUUCUGAUCGAGGUUAAGUCCGAGGGCGGUGAGGAGACGCACAACCUCACCGUGUCGGGCGACGUGUACAGCCAGGCCAUCACAGGCCUGCUCCCUGACACCCUGUACAGGGUCAUCCUCUAUGGCUUCCAUAGGGGCGCCCUCCUAGAGCCUGUCUUUGCCGAGGCCACUACAGGUACACACGUUCAGUGAGCCGUUCGUCACUUUAGCCGUCUCUUUCUCUGUUUCUUUCUUGCUUUCUUUCUUUCGCUUUCGUCAUACCUCUGUUUUCCACACGCUCCAGCUAAUUCAUGUUGCAUGGAAAUAUGAGCAGCUAGCCUCCCACAUCUGCACUAGCGGUAUGUGGCUAAGUAUCAUAUCCACCCUGUUCUGUUAGUAUUUUCCACCAAACCCUCCAGUGACCUUAAUAUUUAUAACCCUCUGGUGCAGGGAUUGCCCAGAAAAUGAGAUACAACUAGAGAGAAAAUAUAUGGAGAAUAUAUGGAAAAUAUAUGGCCUUUUCAUUUUGAGAAGCUGUUGUUGAUAAUGUCAGAGGAGCUUAGCUUUGCCCUCUCUAUCCAUCUGCCUGUUGAGGCAUGCUGCUCU
Clupea harengus (Atlantic herring) is the source of this 3720-nucleotide messenger RNA. RefSeq names its product tenascin-like (gene tncb). Gene Ontology annotation, biological process: regulation of cell adhesion; neuron projection development. The record is from RefSeq and is a predicted model, not a curated record. Gene Ontology annotation, molecular function: protein binding. Lineage: Eukaryota; Metazoa; Chordata; Actinopteri; Clupeiformes; Clupeidae.